This is a messenger RNA of Oryzias latipes (Japanese medaka), 2423 nucleotides long. Lineage: Eukaryota; Metazoa; Chordata; Actinopteri; Beloniformes; Adrianichthyidae. The record is from RefSeq and is a predicted model, not a curated record.
CAUUGUACACAAAAAAGCGAUUGUAUGAAUCCUUUUUGGUGCUCCUGGGUAUCCGUAGUUCGCUAUAGGAAGUGAAAUAUUUAUGCUUGCUUCAGCUUGUCUUUUUAUGGCUUGGAACACGUAGCAAUGACCACUGCCUCCCACUCCCGCUCCAUAUUUGAUUUAUUUUCAAACGAAGAGGCUUUUGAGCUAAAGGAGGUGAACUCCGUUCUUCUUAAGGAGGAUGGGAACCCAACAGCCGCUCCAGAUUGUCUGCAAGACAACAGUAGAGAGGACGACAGAAGGACAGAAAACAAUCUGCCUCGUGAAGUUUCAGACAAGAUGCUCUGCUCAGCCUGCAAGUGUCCCUUUAACACUAAAGAGGAACAGAGGGAGCACUACAAACUCGACUGGCAUCGAUUCAACUUGAGACAAAAAAUAGUCGGAUUGCAUCCUCUCAACGUAGAAGAGUUUGAAAAGAAGACUGGAUCUGGAGACUUGUCGAGCAUCUCAGGCUCAGAGUCUGAUUCAGAGGACGAGGGCUCGGACACUAAGGGUGGGGUGAUCACCGACUUCACUGGCACAGACUGUGGGAGCUCUAUUUCGUUGCAUUCGAUCACCGGCAGGCUCUCUAGCAAAGUUGUUUUGCAGAACUCUACAGGAGAAUAUCUGUUAGUGUACCGCUGUGUGCUGCAGGGAAAGAUUGAUGACGAGAACGAUGCAGUGUCCUCUCUGAGAGCGAUAAAUAAAGGGACUGUGUGGGUCAUCCUAAUGACAGGAGGAGGCCACUUUGCUGGUGCAGUGUUUGAAGGACCAAAAGUCCUGCAGCACAAGACUUUCCACAGAUAUACAGUGCGAGCAAAGAGAGGAACAGCUCAGGGCCUGCGUGAUUCUCAGAACCGCAGUCAUACCCCAAAGUCUGCUGGAGCUGCUCUGAGGCGGUACAACGAAGCAGCACUUGUGAAGGACAUCCAAGAUCUUAUGCUGACAUGGGCUGAACACAUAAACAAGGCUUCAGUGAUAUUUGUGCGAGUCCCGAGUUACAACAGGUCCAUUCUUUUUGGUGGCCGAGCUGCACCCCUCGACAAAAAAGAUCCCCGGAUCCGCACUAUCCCCUUUGCCACCAGAAGAGCCACAUUUCGAGAGGUGCAGAAAGUGCAUGAGCUGCUCUCUACCGUUCAGGUUUAUGGACUGGACACAGACAUAACUGUAGUCCUCAGUCCAUCAAAGAAAACAUGGAAAAGCACAGUCAAGUCCACUGUGGAGGAAAGCUCCGAUCAAAAGAAAGAAGAAGAAGAGACCAAUGUCUCAGAUGAAGAAGAGGAAGCAGAGAUCCAUUUAGAAACAGUGAAGCUCACUUUAGGAACCUUGGACCUGAGGGAGUCUGAAAUUUUUCCCUCCAGGAACAAAAGGAGAACGAAGAAAAGACUGAAGGAGGAAACAAAAAACCCAAAUAAAGAAGCAGAUUAUCUGGAGAGGGUAUCAGAGGCUACUCAAGCAGAAGAGAGCCCUCAAGGGACGGAGACUUUAAAAGAAGGAAAGAAGGAACCACAACUGGAUGAUGUUGCUGAACCAUUGGAAUAUGGACUGAAAGAUGCACUUUUCACUGCCUGCAAAGUUGGAGAUGUGGCUGCUCUUGGCAGACUUCUCCAAUCACCAGAGGAUAGAACAGAAAGCUUUGAGGAGUUGAAGAGUAAAUCCUCUACUAUCCCAAGUCCCUUGACUCUUCUGAAUAAACCUGUGGACUCAUCUGGGUUCACGCUGCUCCACGUUGCUGCAGCAGCUGCACAAAAGGAAGCAGUGAGGUUGCUUUUAGAUUCAGGAGCAGACCCAGCCUGCAGGGAUAACAAAGGCCAGACCCCCUACAUUGUGUCCCCUGACAAAGACACCAGAAACUUCUUUCGUAAAUACAUGGGUGAGAAUCCAGACAAGUAUGACUACAGAAAGGCCCAGGUCCCGGGCCCAUUGACAGCUGAGACCGAAUCCAAAAAGGCAGAGAAGAAAAAGGCUCAAAAAGCUCAGAAGAAACAGCGAGAAAAAGAACAGAAGGAGGUGAAGAAAAAGCAGGAGCAGGAGGAGGAAGAAAGGAGGAAAUUUGCAUCCCUGACAGAUCGUGAAAAGAGAGCUCUGGCAGCAGAGAGGAGGUUAGCAGAGCAAGCAGCUGCAGCAGGAGGAAGCAUCUCUAACGUCAAGAGGUGCUGGUCGUGUGGAGAAUCCUUGCUUGAAAAGAUCCCAUUUCACUACUUGGAGUUUGCAUUCUGCAGUCCGCGAUGUCUGCAAGCUCAUCGAAAAGCAAACGUUCCUUCAGCCUAGACUUGGCACCUAUCCUCAGACGCUUUUCUCACGAAAAGGUUUCAAUAAGUCCAUCAAGCUCAGACUUGUAUUACUUAAAACUUUAACUGUUUUAAAAAAAAAAAAAAAAAGAGAGAAAUUAAUAUAAUUUU